UAGUUCCCGACCUAUAUAAACAACACACCUAUGUCCGCUUCACCUCGCGCUCCAGGCUCCCAAGUUCAAAUAAACCUCCAGAGCCUCUUCCCCGGCCGACCGCGCACCGCGUUCUACGUACAAUGGCCUCCGCCACGACGACGCACCACCGCGGCAGCCACGCCAUUCUCCGCCUGGCCGCAUUCCUUCUCCUGGCCUCGGCUUCGGCCACAGUACUGGCCGCCGGCAGCAGCAGCGCCUGCGAGAGCGAGAAGUUCCCGGCGGGCCGGAGCUACGCGACGUGCGCGGACCUCGGGGCGCUCGGGGCCACGCUGCACUGGACCUACGACGCCUCCACCUCCUCCCUCUCCGUGGCGUUCUCCGCCAAGCCGCCGCCGGGCUCGGCUGCCGGGGCCGGCUGGGUGGCCUGGGGCGUCAACACGGCCGGCGACGGCAUGAAGGGCGCGCAGUCGCUCGUCGCCUUCAAGUCCAGCGGCUCCUCCGCCUACGCGGUGAACACGUACAACCUCACGGGCUACCGCCCGCUGGGCGCGGCCUCGACGCCCAUCGACUUCAAGGCCACGGGCCUCGCCGCCGACGCGAGCGGCGCCGACGGGAAGGUGAGGAUGUACGGGGUCCUGCAGCUGCCCAAGGGCACGGAGGCCGUGAACCACAUCUGGCAGGUGGGGGCCGCGGUGAACAACGGCGCGCCGGCCAAGCACGCGUUCGCGAAAGAGAACCUGGAAGCCAAGGGCAGGCUCCGGCGGCUGGGGGAGAGGCCGUCGAGGCUGCGGGUAGUAACGGUAACGUAGGGACGGGGAAGGCGUCGCCGGCGCCGUCUGGAGGGAAGUCGUCGUCCUCGGCUACCGCGUGCAGCACCUUGGCUGCGGCGGUGAGCAUGCUUCUGGCAUUGGGGGGUUUCUUGGCCAUUGUAUGAUCGAUCUCGGUUGGAUUGAUGAUUUGUCCCGGGAAGGAAGAAAGUAGUGGUAGGAUCGAGCUAGUUUUCAUUGUUUGAACACUGAUAUAAUUUUCCUUUUGGUUUUUAUUGUUUCUCUGGGUUGAAAUAAAAGUGAUUGCCGUAUAUUGUGGGUGCGUGGUGUUGAUUCAGGGGCUUACGUGUUCAGUCACGGUGUUCUUUGAGUGUUUGUGAGAGAGUGGUUGCUGGAUCAGUUUUGGUCAAACCUUUGACCUGCAUUCAAUUUUAAGCUAAGUGAAUAUGUACUGUAUUCCUUUUCA
Brachypodium distachyon (stiff brome) is the source of this 1215-nucleotide messenger RNA. RefSeq names its product auxin-induced in root cultures protein 12. Lineage: Eukaryota; Viridiplantae; Streptophyta; Magnoliopsida; Poales; Poaceae. Bases 123 to 791 code for a protein of 222 amino acids. The record is from RefSeq and is a predicted model, not a curated record. The transcript is spliced from 2 exons.